Messenger RNA from Chanos chanos (milkfish), 2345 nucleotides. It is a transcript of the gene nelfa, whose product is annotated as negative elongation factor complex member A. Gene Ontology annotation, biological process: negative regulation of transcription elongation by RNA polymerase II. The coding region runs from base 2 to 1627 and encodes 541 amino acids. NCBI's taxonomy places the organism in Eukaryota, Metazoa, Chordata, Actinopteri, Gonorynchiformes, Chanidae. Gene Ontology annotation, cellular component: NELF complex. The record is from RefSeq and is a predicted model, not a curated record. The transcript has 11 exons.
GAUGGCGUCGAUGAGGGAUAGCGACACCGGCCUGUGGCUCCAUAACAAACUAGGAUCAACAGACGAGCUGUGGACACCUCCUAGCAUUGCCUCGUUACUUACCGUGUCGGUAAUAGACAACAUACGCCUCUGUUUUUCAAAUUUGUCACCUCCAGUGAAGUUGAAACUCUUGCUGGGGAUGCUGCAUCUCCCGCGCAGGACGGUUGAUGAGAUGAAGGAGGCGCUGUCAGAGAUAAUUCAGCUGGCCACGGUGGACUCAGAACCGUGGGUACUCAUGGUGGCUGACAUCCUCAAGUCUUUCCCCGAAACGGGCUCCCUGAACCUGGACCUGGAGGAGCAGAACCCCAACGUGCAAGACAUCCUGGGCGAACUGCGAGAGAAAGUGAGUGAGUGUGAGGCGUCGUCCAUGCUACCUCUGGAGUGUCAGUAUCUGAAUAAGAGUGCUCUCACCACGCUGGUGGGUCCCCUCACACCCCCAGUCAAACAUUUUCAACUCAAGAGAAAACCCAAGAGCGCCACCCUCAGAGCAGAACUACUACAGAAAUCCACAGAGACAGCUCAGCAGCUGAAGAAGACAGCAGGAGUGCCUUUCCACGCUAAAGGCAGAGGCCUGGUCAAGAAGAUCGACACCACAACCCCGCUGAAGGGCAUUCCCAAGGCUCCAUUCCGGAGCCCCACCAAUCCCAGUAUGUUCAGCCCGCCCAGCAACAGAACGCCCAUCGCCCCGGCACGGACCCCCCUGCGCAAGGAGAGAGGCGUCAAGUUAUUAGACAUAUCAGAGUUAGACAUGGUUGGAGCAGGAAGAGAAGCCAAAAGGAGAAGAAGGACAUUGGACACAGAGGCAGGAGAGAAAGGUGCCAAAGAGGAGGCGGUGGUGGAGAACGCCACGCCAGACUACGCCGCUGGACUGGUGUCCACACAGAAAUUGGGGCCUCUAAACAACGAGAGCACGCUGCCGUCGACCAGUUACCUGCCUGCAACGCCCAGUAUGGUGCCCGCCUCCUCAUACAUUCCCAGUUCAGAGACGCAGCCAGCGAACGCUGGAGGUUCGGGGCGGGAGGCGCUGCAGUCCAACCGCCAGCCGGAGGAGUCUGCCACGCCCGGCUCGGCCGCGCUCCCCGGGCAGUUCAAACAGCGCACGCCCAUGUAUAACGCCAGCACCGCCAGUCCCACCGCGCCCACCUCCCCCGCCACGCCCGCUAGCACACCCACCAACAACGCUCCGCCCACAGCCACCACCCCGACACAGCCGGAGACCCCCACGACCCCGACCGCCCCCGCCCAGCCCGCCCCCACGCCGGCCCCCCAGCAGGCACAGCCCAAAAAGAACCUCUCGCUCACGAGAGAACAAAUGUACGCUGCACAGGAGAUGUUCAAGACGGCAAACAAAGUUACGCGACCAGAGAAAGCCCUCAUCCUGGGUUUUAUGGCGGGAUCCCGAGAGAACCCGUGUCCAGAACAGGGUGACGUGAUUCAGAUCAAGCUGAGCGAGCACACGGAGGUCCUGCCCAAGGCUGACGGGACGGGGGCCACCACCAUGCUGGUGGACACCGUGUUCGAGAUGAAUUACUCCACGGGCCAGUGGACGCGGCUCAAGAAAUACAAACCCAUCACCAACGUCUCCUAAGGAGAGAGAGAGAGUCCACGGACUGACUUACGACACACGCGCGCGCAGACACACACACACACACACACACACACACAAGGCCUUUACCACCAUCUCCUGAGGAGAGAACCUGGGGCAUCUGAUUAAAUCGCACACACGUACAUAUGUGAAAAUACAUGCUCAAACAUGGGCCAAAUUUUGAGUUGGGGGAGGGGGGGGGGGUUUGGAAAUGACUUUAGGAGGGUUGAGGGGGACAUUCUGUUUGGUCUUACCUCAGUUUCUCUCUUGGCGGUCCCACAUGGCCAAAAAGACAGGGACCUUCUUACUGAUCAUUUCAUUUUGUUUAUUUGGUUCAACUUUUUUUUGUUUUUGUUUUUUUUGCCUCUGUCUUUGUUUUUAAAGUUCCCCCCCAAGAGGUUUCAGAAUAUCGGGCGGAAGGGGGGGGGGCAGCGGAAAGGGGGCGGGACACACAUUUCGAUGGAGACUUUCUGUACCUUUCUUUUGACUGACACUUGUCAAUAUUACUAAAGCUAUGGUACAGGUUGCCCACACUGUUGUCAAAAAAAAAGAAAGAAAGAAAAAAAACCAAUCUGUCCAUCUGCUCUGUUAUGAGAAUGUAAAAAUAUUGACGUUUGCGGCUUUUGACUGUCCAAACGAUAAAAAAAAAAGAAAGGUUAAAAAAUAAAAAGACAGGUCAGGCUGGGUUUUCGCUGAUCAGGUUCUUUUGGAACAUUCUGGA